AUGUCUCUGGCUUCACCUUCACCUUUCGGCAUUCAAUAUCCAAAAUCAGGUCGGUUAUAUGAUUCUCACGUUCGUUAUAGCCAAGUCAAACCAGAAUCCAUUUUCAAGCUAGUCGGAGUCGAGGAAGACCGCCUAUGCAAACCUUUCAGACCGUUUCCUUCGGGGCGCAUAACAGUACAAGAAGGUCGAUUGCUCUAUCUCGCUGUCGUCGCCGCCUCAAUCGCUUGGAGUUCCUGCCAUGGCCUGGUCAUCCUCAGCGUCAGUUACUCUUGCGGAACGAUGCUGUACAACGAACUAGGAAUGGCAGCGAACCCUUUCUUGAAAAAUCCGAUGGGUGGAUUUGCUUAUUUUUGUUAUAGCUGGGGUACGGCAUUCAUAAUUGGCCACCAUCAACCGUUGAGUGCUAAUUCCAUCUACGCAACGCUCGUGAGCGGGUUGAUAUUCGCCCUUACUGGACAUAUGCAGGAUUUUAGGGACCGUUCUGGAGAUGCUCUCAUGGGCCGUAGAACAAUCCCGCUCAUGUUUUCCCAGCGUGUAGCCCGUUGGUCUCUAGUAUUCAUCAUGGCCGCGUUCACUUAUGGGUUGAUCGUGUUGUGGUCCCCGCCCAUCUGGGUUCUUUUCAUUUUCACGGCCCUCUUUCUCAUUACUGUCGUGACCCUGGUGGCGACGCAUUCAGAAGAGGAUGAUCGCGUCAACUUUCACUGGUAUGAGAUGUGGUUGAUUUGUGCUAACCUCUUACCGCUUUUCAAACGGAUAGCAGACGGAGAGGUUCAGCUGCCGGAAACAUUUAGUUUUCAGUCGUUACUAGCGUGAAUAUCACCUCACCAUGAGUGCGCCUCUAUCUCGACCGCCUUGUCCUUUCGUAACUCUUAGAGAUAGAGAUAUAGAGCUUGCCCAGAUCCUGUUUGUUCAUCCGAUACUUCUUUCGCCGACUCCAGCUCCUGUCCAGUAGAGUGUGUAUGUGAGGCAGCGGGAAAAAUCCGAGGAUGUAGUUUAUCAAAAGGUCUGCAAGUUUUUACGAUCUUUCGGGCCGUUCAAUACGGUAAGUACUGCCCGAGAAAAAACAUCCUACACGAACCUGGCACAUUCGAACUCCAUCCUUUGCCAAUUUUACAUGUAUUGCGGUCCAGAAAAUUGAUUUCUUCCCCAAUUAUCACCGCAAGAACACACAAACUAUGACGUUAGACCCCUGACCCCUUUUUCAUUCGCUCUGCUAUGAUUUUGUGUACCCUCGAUGUGAGAUGAAGCUCGUCAACCCAUAUCCCCCCGCGAUCAGCUACGACAUCAGCUUCGGUAAAACCAUACUUCUCUGGGUCAUCAAGAAUAGCGGAAAGGAUAUCAUGAGAGGAGAAACAAGACACCCUGGCCGUAGGUGUGUCGUCGACGAAUUGGGAGAUAUGUGUUCGCAUCUCCUCGUUCCACGUUUCAAUGCGCGUCUUCAUGAUCUCCGCGUGUGGAAGGCC
Molecule: messenger RNA, 1463 nt
Organism: Marasmius oreades (fairy-ring Marasmius)
Lineage: Eukaryota; Fungi; Basidiomycota; Agaricomycetes; Agaricales; Marasmiaceae
Exons: 5
Coding region: 1-813 (270 amino acids)
Cellular component (GO): membrane
Molecular function (GO): transferase activity, transferring alkyl or aryl (other than methyl) groups
Source: RefSeq, a predicted model, not a curated record